This is a messenger RNA of Esox lucius (northern pike), 4298 nucleotides long. It is a transcript of the gene lamc2, whose product is annotated as laminin, gamma 2. The record is from RefSeq and is a predicted model, not a curated record. Gene Ontology annotation, molecular function: extracellular matrix structural constituent. The transcript is spliced from 22 exons. NCBI's taxonomy places the organism in Eukaryota, Metazoa, Chordata, Actinopteri, Esociformes, Esocidae. The coding region runs from base 104 to 3508 and encodes 1134 amino acids.
CCAGAGAUGUUGGGCAGAAGGAUCAGGUGCAGUUCGUCUGAUAAGCCUGUUUGAUUCUUUUAGGACAUUGAUCUACUUAAUUCCCAUUAGAUUUGUUGUGACCAUGAAAAGCAGUUGGAUAUUUCUCUGUGUACUUUCUCUUUCCACCUGGUUGACUGUCCAAGGAACCUACACCUAUGGAGGAUCUGACAUCUGUCAAUGCAAUGGGAAGUCACGUUAUUGCCUGCCUGACUCUGGGGGUCUCCAUUGUGUGGAUUGCCAAGGCAACACUGAGGGAAGACAUUGUGAGAAGUGCAAGGAGGGAUUCCACCACCAGAGGGCAGGAGACAGUUGUCUUCCCUGUCUCUGCAGCCCUGUAGGUUCUGUUGGCUCACGGUGCGACAGUGAAGGGCGUUGCCGCUGUAAAGCAGGAGUAAAGGGGGAGAAAUGUGACCAGUGCCUCGAUGGAACACCUAUCACCUCAGAGGGCUGUUCCGCUCAUGGUGGUCAGCUCUCUGAUAGCGCAGAGAAAGACCGAACUCUGCCUUGCUUUUGCUACGGACACUCGACUAAGUGCUCCCCAGCUACGGGAUACUCGGCCUACGCCAUCACCUCGACUUUUGACGACGGGCUGGAAGGCUGGCGAGCCGCCCCUGCUGAAGGCGGGUCCUCAUCUCAAGUCCGAUUCCGCUGGUCCCACACUCACCGCGACCUGGAGGUCAUCUCCAAAGACCUCCUGCCUGUCUACCUCUAUGCCCCCGACUCUUACCUGGGCAACCAGGAGCUAAGUUACGGUCAGAACCUGUCCUUCUCCCUGAGACUGGACCGAGGGAUUCGCCAUCCGUCCACGGCUGACGUGGUGCUGGAGGGAUCCGGGCAGAAGGUAGCAGCUCCCCUGGGAGACCUGAGGAAUAAUAUCCGUUGUGGACAGAGAAUCACCUACACAUUCAGACUGGAUGAGCAACCGAGCAGUAAAUGGACACCCCAACUCUCACCAUUCCAGUUUCAAACACUCCUCCAAAAUCUGACCGCUAUCAAAAUCCGUGGUACAUUCGGGGAAAACGCGCGUGGUUACCUAGACAACGUGCGUUUGGAGUCUGCCCGUCAAGGUCCUGGGGUCCCAGCGCCGUGGGUACAGAUGUGUACCUGCCCAGAGGGAUCUGAGGGCCUGUUCUGUGAGAAGUGCGCUGUAGGCUAUACAAGAAGUUCCCCAAGCAGAGGACCAUUCAGCUCCUGUAAGCCCUGCAACUGUCGAGGUGGAACUUGUGACCCUGAAACAGGAGAUUGUUUCUCUGCAGAUGAGACACCUGGUCAGGACAACACAUGCCCGUCAGGAUAUUAUAAUGACCCGGUCCGGCCAGGGAGCUGUCGGAAGUGUCCCUGUCUCAGUGGAGCUUCCUGCACUGUGAGCCCAAUAACCCGGGAGGUUCAGUGUGACCGCUGUCCAUCUGGCACCACUGGCUUACGCUGCAACAUCUGUCAGGAUGGUUUCUUUGGCGAUCCUCAGGGAGAAUACGGCUUCCAGGCACCUUGCCAGCCUUGCGAUUGCAACGGGCACGCGGACCCUAACGCCGUCCGUAGUUGUGACCCACAGACAGGGAAGUGCCUGAAAUGCGUGAAUCAUACCACUGGCUACUUCUGUGAUAGGUGUCUGGAAGGCUAUUACCACAACAUGCCCUCAGAGGAAUGCAAACCGUGUAGCUGCAAUCCGCGGGGCUCUCAGUUAAAGACAUGCAGUAACGACGGCCAGUGUUUAUGCAAAGAAGGCUUUGAGGGGCUGAAGUGCCUGGAUUCCACAUGCCCCUCCUGCUUUAACAAUGUCAAGUAUACGAUAGAGGGGUACACUAGUAGACUGGAGGAGAUAAAAAAUCUGUUUACGGGGAUGGAGAGCGGCCGUCUGCCAGGGACCGACACCCAGAUGGAGAAAAUGAUCAAAGACGCUGAGGACAGAGUGUAUGACCUGCAGACUAAAGCACAGAAACUCUCUGAAUCAGAGAAACUCUUGCAGGGCAAGGUCUCAGAAAUCAGUACCGAUCAGCUAACUAAUGAGAGAGCGAUCGCGGUGAUCUCCCAAACCAUCGGAAGCAUCAAGCUGCUGAGCGGGAAGCACGACCGACAGGUCUCCAACGUUAACACACUCAUCAACGCUGUGCGGCGCAAUCUGCAAGAGGCAAAACGCCAAAUUGAUAAAGCAGAAUUACCUUCAUCCGAUACAGUGGUAGGCACGGAAAACCUCUCAACUUUGGUUGAGAGAGCAAAUGACCUGGCUGAAAGACAUCAGAGCAUAGCGGGGAUAGUGGUCAAGACAGCCAACAGUGCCCUCGCAGAGUCAGAGAUGUCCCUGAUGAACAUGAGAUCUGUUAUGCUAAAAGAAAACAGGACCAAACAGCUCAUCGGUGAUCUCAAAGCCAAGUAUGAUGCUGACCUGGCCCAGGUGAAAGCUAUGGAUACUGACGCCGCUAGACUGAGCAUCUCUGCUGAAAACGAGAGCAAGGAAGCAGCUAACGCUCUGAAGAGGAUAGCCUCCCUGGAGCGGAAGAUCCCCGGUCCUCUUACGGACGCUGCCAGUGUGUUGGCAAGGUUAGAUGGCAUGAAAGAACAGGUGACCAAUAAUCUCAAAGAAUACCAAGCGCUCCAAGACGAAACCCAAGAGGAUACGGCUGCAGUAAAGGACCUGCUCAUCCAGGGGGAUUAUGCUCAAAAAAAAUACAAAGGGCUUCUUGAAAAAGCGAAUGCAGCAAAGGAUGACUCACAAAAGGCUCUGAAGUCUAUCACAGAUAACAUUAAUGGGGUGGAUGACAUACUGAACACGCUUAAAGAUGAUGAAAGACAGAUCAGCAUGAACAAGGAUUUGGCAGACGAUGCCAUAAAUAAAUUCUCUGGCAUCAACAGAACCAUUCAGCAAGCUGUUGGCAGCAACCAAAUAGCCCAAUUCAUCAUAGACAGUGUGUCCGUAGACUACGACGAGGCACUGGAUACCAUCAGCAGCCUGGGAACUGGGAUCACGCAACUGGAGAAAAUGUCAGCCAAUUUACAAGUGCCUACGGGUUUACUGAACAACACCACCAAGCUAUAUAACGACGUACAGGACUUAAAAGAUCAGGCAAGAAGCAUUGAUGGCAAAGUAUUGUUGGAGAAGGACAAUGCUGAGAGACAAAAAGAAAAUGCUGCACAGUCUUCAAUGAAAGCAACUGGUGCCUAUAAUUAUGCUAAGGAUACCAGAGGAGAUGUUGCAGACACGCUACUGGCUGUUAAUGACCUCCUGAGCAUGUUUGGUGAUCAGGGCAGUGUGGAUGAGAAGAAGCUGGAAGAGUUGGAGCGGUCUGUUGCUGGUGCUCGUGUCAAGGUCAACCGGCAGCUGAAACCUAGACUGCAGCAGCUUGAUGAGAUGGAAGCUGGUCAGAAGGCCAAAUUGUCCGGCCUCAUUGUAGAUAUCGAUAUGAUUCUGGCCGACAUCAAGAACCUGGAGAUGAUCAAAAAUAGCAUCCCUAAAGGCUGUUACAACGCCCAACCUAUUGAAAAUCCUUAACCUCCACCUACCGAGAAAUCAAAGGUGACGUCCCAAACACCACCUUACUAGCUCUUUAGUGUAGAACUUUUGAACUGGACCAAUAGGGCGUAGGGUGCAAUGCAUAUUUCUGACAAGUAAGUCAGAAUAUGUCAUGGUAUUACAUGUGAGGAUAAUGAGUGUUAAACCAAAUGUAUUUGAAACUGUAUGUUGAAAUGUGUUAAUGUUAUUUGCAAUGUGGUCUGUGAUCAAGUGUUCAAGUCGAUAUUUUCUGUUGUAUUCUGUGAAAUAAACUCCAAUAUUUAUUCCUUUCUUAAGAACACAAAUCAGGUACCGCAUAAUUCUGUGCAACACAUUAAUGUAAAUUCAUGUCAGUGUGUUUCAUAUAAGAGAUAUCAUUUCAACAUCCAGUUCUAAGUUUACUUUGGGUUUUCAACUAAACAUGAAAUCAACAACAAACCCUUUCAUUGGAUUUUGAAUAAUUUAGUUAAAAGUAUUUAUUUUGGGCCAUUUUAAUGCAAAUCCAAUCAGUUCUCCAAAUAUACUUUUUUGUUGAACUGAUUUGGAAAAACUUUGAUUGAACAAAUGUAUGCCCUGUGGGUAACAGACAAUAUAACCAACUGGAAAAUAUUUAUGGUUACAUCUACAUCUUAGUCAUUUAGCACUUUUAAUCAGAGGGACUUACACUUUAGUACAUUAAUCUUGAGAUAGCUAGCUAGGACAAUCAAAUACAUAGCACAGUCUUAAAUGUUUCCUUAAAGCAGAUGCAUGUUUGCAAGGAAAGACAGUGCAUGUUUUUUUUAAGACUAAA